AUGACAACCAAUUCAGGUCGACAGCCUCGAAUUCGCUCUGUAGCGGUCAAAUUUCCCAGCUUUGGAAAAGGUUUCCCGUUACUCAAAGAUCUAGAUCUUUUGUACUACCGAGAAUACGCAAGCCAUUGUGAUACGCCAGCCUAUCAGUGCCUCGUCAUGACCCCAGACUACGCGAGUCUCGCAGCUCAAGGGGGGGCAUCAAUUGCCGUGAAAGACAUGGUGGCUUCUAAGGUUUGA
Fusarium venenatum is the source of this 237-nucleotide messenger RNA. Lineage: Eukaryota; Fungi; Ascomycota; Sordariomycetes; Hypocreales; Nectriaceae. The record is from RefSeq and is a predicted model, not a curated record.